This is a messenger RNA of Notechis scutatus (mainland tiger snake), 2587 nucleotides long. RefSeq names its product sterile alpha motif domain containing 1 (gene SAMD1). Gene Ontology annotation, molecular function: protein binding; DNA binding. The record is from RefSeq and is a predicted model, not a curated record. NCBI's taxonomy places the organism in Eukaryota, Metazoa, Chordata, Lepidosauria, Squamata, Elapidae.
UGCCCGGACCAGCCCGCGCGCCGCCGCUUCCAGCAAGCAGCAGCGCCUGCCGGGUGGAGGGUCCAGUUCGCGCCGUGCGGACAAGGGCUGAGGCCAAGGCGGAGCGGCGCACGGGGGCAGCAAAGCCCCGGGGGAGGCGGCAACACCAUGGCCGGCCCCCCGCCGCCGCCCCCGGGCCAGGAGGCGCCCCGCUACCAAGAGUGGAUCUUAGACACCAUCGACUCGCUGCGCUCUCGCAAGGCGCGCCCGGACCUGGAGCGCAUCUGCCGCAUGGUGCGCCGGCGGCACGGCCCGGAGCCGGAGCGCACCCGCGCCGAGCUAGAAAAGCUCAUCCAGCAACGCGCCGUGCUCCGAGUCAGCUACAAGGGAAGCAUCUCGUACCGCAACGCUGCACGGGUCCAGCCUCCCCGCCGAGGUGGAGCGCCCGCCGCCAGUCCGGCGGCCCCGCAGCGCCCGGCCCGCACUUCCCCGCCCAGCGCUCCCGCCGCCACCGCGACGCCCCGGUCCUCCCAGCGUGCUGCGCCUCGCGCAGAACCAGUCGCGCCGCCGCCGCCGCCACCGCCUCCGCCUCGUCGGACCGGACGGGAGCGGCCGCCACCGCCCGCCGCCCAGGAGGAAUCCUCCCCCACUGAUCAGCGAGAGACUGGGCGCAACGUCAGGGUCGCCCCACGAGUGACUCGAGGCCGAACACAGGAGCUGCUUCAGGAGGAGAGGCUGGAAAGAACCCGCUUGGGUGGCGGCGGCGGCGGCGGCGGCAGCAGCAACAGCGUCGCUUUGCCCAGGGCGGAGAGAGGCGCGCAGGCCCGGGCCCCCAACGCCAGACCAUACAGGAAUAAGAAGGCAGGGGAGGAGAUCAAAGGUGAAGAAGACGAAGACGAAGAAGAGGAUGAAGUCUCCACUAUGUCUGAAGGCUCAGAGGUGGCACAAGAUUUUGAAGCCAGCAACUACAGUAGACCUGGGACAGGCCAGGUGAAUGGUAACUGUAAGGACAGCAAGCAUGGUGGGAAAGAGAUCCCACCCAGCAGUGCCACCCCCAGAGACCUGCACUCCCUAGAGGAAACAUCUUUGAACAAAGGAUUGGAGCAUUCUCAGCAUGAAGGAAAUGAGCAAUGUCACACAAAGGCCUCUUGGCCUGGAGAAAGUGCCUGUCACCAUCUGGGAGGCAGCAAGAAAGAUGGCAGUGUCUAUCAGCAACCAGACAGAGCAGUGUCGCCAGCUGUUGCAGGGGCUGAUCCCUCUGUGCCCUCAUCUCCUGGGAGACCUGGCAUCCAGGCAGAUGGGAGACCAUUCAGUUGCGUUUCAGUGAAAGAGAAGCCUUCUGACCCCGUGGAAUGGACUGUCAGUGACGUCGUGGAUUAUUUCACAGGAGCUGGGUUUGCUGAGCAAGCUUCGGCCUUUCAGGAGCAGGAGAUCGAUGGGAAAUCUCUGCUGCUGAUGCAGCGCACUGAUGUGCUUACUGGCCUCUCUAUUCGCCUGGGACCGGCCCUCAAGAUCUACGAGUAUCACAUCAAGGUCCUCCAGCAGUGCCACUUUGAAGAAGACGAGGGCGACUCCUUCAUGGGCUGAGGAGAACGGGCCAAGCCAGUGAGGGGGAGGGAGAGAACAACGCUACUGUCAACGCUACUGUCUCAGCCAUUUCAGCCUUCCUUUGCCUCUGUGAAAACAAGACAACCGUUGUGGGGAAGGGCAAGGGUCCUUGUGGGGAAGGGCAAGGGCUUGGACCGUAUCUGGUGAGAGGAGGGAGGCAGAAAUGAGGACCCAGCUUCCGUGGCAUCCCUAUCCCGGGUUAUCUGGUGAUCCAAAAGACUGGGCUCAGAGGGCUAGAAGCUCACUUUCUUCUCUCAUCUUGCCUAUCCAACCCGACCCCAAGCUUUCCACUCACCAUAGUGCAUUGUCUGUUUGGGGGGGAAGAUGAGGCAAUAUGGUUUUCCUCCUCUUCCCAAUCUUCACCUGAGCUGAAAUAAUUUAUGCUUCAGCAUCCAAAUGGCUUCUCCCUUCCCUCUCCCCAACAGUAGCAUUUGAUAGCCCUGAUUGCUCCUCCUUCCUUUCGGUGAUUGGUAAGAAAGAGUUUGCUGGAGGUACCGGGAGGUUUUAAUCAAAUAGCUUUUUAUUCUCUUUUCUGUUCAGGUAGCCUUUUCUUCCAAUUUUCAUGAUUGUUGCCCAGAGUCGGUUGCUUUUUAUUAUUUUUUUCUUCCCCAUUUUUUAAAAAUACAAAUAUUUAAACUGGAAAAAAAAAAAAAGAAUUAGUAUUCCCACAUACCUUAGCCCUCUAUGAAGGGUAAUGGAACCGCUGAAAUGACUGUAUGUUUAAAGGGCAAAAGUGUGCAAGAGGGCUCCAGAUUUUGGGUUCUGCUCUAGGGAGAAGUGUCAUCUGGUAAUCAAGUUUUGGAAAGAAGAAAGCAAGUGGGGGUAGAUUAUCUUCUGUCUAAUCCAUAGAUGGGAAUAGACUUUAAGGGUUCCACCUUAAUUUUCAGUAUUGUAAUCCGUGGGAUAAAAGCGCGGUAACCUUUACAUAAUCACCAAAAAGUCUAAAAUAAAUGUAGGAUUUAUAGAUGGGCUCUUUCCGGUGGGCAGAGAGUUAUAACUA